This is a messenger RNA of Cottoperca gobio, 2512 nucleotides long. RefSeq names its product zinc finger protein 383. The transcript has 2 exons. Lineage: Eukaryota; Metazoa; Chordata; Actinopteri; Perciformes; Bovichtidae. The record is from RefSeq and is a predicted model, not a curated record. Gene Ontology annotation, molecular function: RNA polymerase II cis-regulatory region sequence-specific DNA binding; DNA-binding transcription factor activity. Bases 103 to 1914 code for a protein of 603 amino acids. Gene Ontology annotation, biological process: regulation of transcription by RNA polymerase II.
GGCAGCAGCACAGUCGCACACACCCACUUUUUUCCAAAAAUACUUUCAACUGUGUUCAACCCUCCUGGCGAGUUGCCCAGAGCUGCAGCUGCUCGGUAUAACAUGGCCAAGUCGAGUGAUCUGAAAAUCUUCCUGGAGUCUUCUCUGAAUGAGAUCUUUAAAGCCACAGUGAGCGACAUCCUGGAUUCAGUGGACCGGACCCUGUCCGAGUACCAGGGCACAAUACAGAGGAUCGAGUAUGAAAACGAGGGCCUGAAGCAGCUGCUGUUAGCACAGAAAAGCACCGACUCUGCUGCCAGAGAUAUUUGUGAACAAGAUGUCACUGAACAUUUUCCGACUUCAGAAUGGAACAAUCGUCCCGUCAGCUCCACGCAGGGCACGUUCAAGAUGUCCAUAUGCAGCAGUGACAAGAAGAGCUUCAGGAGGAAGCAGAAAGACAAGAUGAGGGAGAGCAUAUCCUCGCCCUCCUUUUUACUGCAGACUGAUCAUACGGUAGAAAGACGAUGUGUAAGCACAGCAGAGGUAGGUGUGGCCACACAAAACUUGAUAUCUGUAAAAACAGAGCCUGGCCUGGAUGAAAGCGGUGCUAUUGACCUCUCCCAGCCUUCUUCCCUUCUCAAUCUGACAAGGAAGCCAAUGAAAAACGAGAGCACAGAGGUCAGUUCUGACAGUCACGAUGCACAUGCGCCUCUGCCGCCAUCUACAGGCCUCGAACAAGACUCGAGAGGCAGCGACAGUGAAGUUAAAGUCACCGUUGUUUCUGACACUUACAUGCAGGAUGGACAGUUCAUUAAGACAGAGGAAGAGGAGCAGAAUGGGGUGUUGCAGUACGGUGACGAUGAUGAUUUCUUGUUGAAGCACGCGUUGAGAUAUAACUCUGAAUCAGAAAUAGAUCCUCAGGCGACGAGCACACAGGUUGUGGAGCCGGAAGUAAAGGAAAACGCUGCAGUUCUCCCAGACACAUUUUUGGAGGUUCGUGACAACUUUUUGCGCUGUCCCACCUGUCCCAAAACAUUUAGUCGAGCAGCCUCGCUCAACAUCCACAUCAAGACGCACAGCGCUGAGAAGGCUCACAGCUGCAGCUACUGCGGCAAACGCUUUGGCCGGGCCGAUCUCCUCAAGUCCCACAAGCGUACCCACACAGGAGAAAGACCCUACUGCUGCAACACCUGCAGCAAGACAUACGCCCAUCCCAGUCAGCUCAGGAUACACAAACGCGUGCACACUGGAGAGAAGCCGUAUUCCUGCUCGCACUGCGGGAAGCGCUUCAACGAGCACAACCAGCUCAAAGUCCACUUGCGGACUCACACCGGGGAGAGGCCUUACAGCUGCCAGGAGUGCGGCAAAACCUUCAGCAACGCGGGCAACCUUCGCAUACACGAGAGGAUCCACACGGGAGAGAAGCCAUACUGCUGCGCUCAGUGCGGGAAGCGGUUCAACGGCUUGGGCGACCUCAAAACACACUACAGGAUUCACACCGGAGAGAGGCCCUACAGCUGCGAGCUAUGUAAGAAGACCUUCAGCCAGGCGGGCCACCUCACCAUACACAUGCGCAUGCACACGGGAGAAAGGCCGUACAGCUGCAAAGAGUGCGGCAAGAAGUUCACGGUGGCCAGUAGCCUUAAACUGCACCAGAGGACUCACACAGGAGAGAAGGAGUACAGCUGCUCGUACUGCAGCAAGAGCUUCAGCAGGUCGGGUCACCUGAAGAGACACGAACUGGUCCACACCAAAGAGAAGGUCUUCCUCUGCAGCCAGUGCGGGAAGACCUACACCGACCAGUCGUCCCUUAAGAAGCACCUGAAGAUGCACGCGGCCAAGGAGCAGAAGGCUCAGAGCGAGGGAAGCACCAGCGAUGCGGAAACGAACCGACCGUCGGCCUCGGAGACGCUUUCAGACACUGAUAGAAAUUAGAAACCAAAUUCUUAGAAGAUUACUAAUAUAGAAGCUGAGAAUGAAUGCUGUAUGUGAUUUUACAAACUAAUCUUAGAUCAAGAUCAAUUUACUCGCUUUUCCUGAAACGCACCUCACGGCCUACAUCAGCGGAGUAUUACUGCUAUAGCCGUUGUGUCAAAAAAAAGCCUUUUGUUCCAAACUGAACCUCCUCUCUGGUACAUUUUUUAAAAAUAAAACACAGCGCAGCCGCCUGUGCUGUUUUAAUGCAGGGCUGUGGUUGAGAGCUCCAGGAAAAGCUAUUAAGUGGAGCUUGAGUGAAGAUUUCUGUCUAACUGCUGUUCCUGAGAUCAAAUAUGUCACGCUUAAAAAAAAUGUAUGAUGUGAUGUUUGUGGUACAGUGCAAUACACUGUUGUCUAAUAUUUGCUGUGAUGUAGUAGCGCCAAAUAUUUAGCAAUACCUUUUAAUGAUUGAAUGAUUGUUUUUAUUUGAAUAGAUAAACUCUCUUUGUGAGGCAGAUAAUGGGACCCUAAAAGAACUGUUGUUCUUUAAAACAUUCUGUGUGUUUACCAAAAUGUUGGUAAUACAAUUUUGAAAUGCUUUAAAUGAGAAGUUAUU